AUGAAGACCACCACCCUCACCAGCACAUUCCUCGCCUUGACCUCCAACACCCUAGCCGGCCACCUCUGCCUCUCAAGCGCCUGCACCCUCGCACCCCCAGACCAAGGCCCCGCCUGCGGGUGGUGGCAGAUGUGGGCACCGGGCAACGAAGUCUGCGGGUCCGGGAGCAAGGAGAUGAACCCUCCCAACCCCCUCUCGCUAGAAGAAUGGCUCACAGAGACGCCCCAAAUCCUGGACGACAUCUGCGGCGAGAUGGUGGGGCUCAGCUGGGGCGAUGGCGCGCCGGUCCUGGAUAUCGUUGACGUUGAGGGCGGGAUGAGCUGGAGCAUUGCGGCGGAGGAUAUUGAGGACCAGGACACGGCUGUUUGCGAUUAUAGUGGGACGGACUGUGGGAAUGCGGGGCCGGUUUUUGGGAGGUGGUAUUGGCCUGAUUUGCCUAUUUGCUAG
Molecule: messenger RNA, 447 nt
Organism: Aspergillus mulundensis
Lineage: Eukaryota; Fungi; Ascomycota; Eurotiomycetes; Eurotiales; Aspergillaceae
Exons: 2
Coding region: 1-447 (148 amino acids)
Source: RefSeq, a predicted model, not a curated record